This is a messenger RNA of Strongylocentrotus purpuratus (purple sea urchin), 3305 nucleotides long. RefSeq names its product sodium/glucose cotransporter 4-like. Gene Ontology annotation, cellular component: plasma membrane. The transcript has 15 exons. Gene Ontology annotation, biological process: transmembrane transport. The record is from RefSeq and is a predicted model, not a curated record. Gene Ontology annotation, molecular function: D-glucose:sodium symporter activity. Bases 128 to 2092 code for a protein of 654 amino acids. NCBI's taxonomy places the organism in Eukaryota, Metazoa, Echinodermata, Echinoidea, Camarodonta, Strongylocentrotidae.
UAGAUUUGAGUGAAACCAAAGCACCAGGAAACCUUGAAACAACAGCGCGAUCUGUUAUAGGUGACUUUCGUAGAUGAGAGGAAACCCCCUAAACUUUUUUUAGGACGACUGGAUAAGGCAUACCACUAUGGGAAAUCUAAUAGCGAAUGGAAAAUUAGAAGUUUGGGACAUCGUGGUCAUCGUCGUGCAUUUUACUGCCGUUUUCUCAAUUGGAAUAUGGGCAUCAUGGGGCGGCGGCAAGGACAGCACAAGCGGCUACUUUUUGGCGGGUCGACAAAUGCCAUGGUAUCUUGUAGGUUUAUCCUUAGUGGUGACCAACAUUGGUAGUUCGACGUUCAUAGGAGUUUCCGGGACUGCAUCUUUAUCUGGAUAUGGUGUAGUCAUUUACGAAUUCCAGGCCUUGAACUGCUUGUUGCUAUUAGGGUUCAUCUUUGUUCCUGUCUACUUCGCUUCAGAGGUUUCGACGGUCCCUGAAUACCUCAAGCUUCGAUUUGGAGCGGAUCGUCUGCAAAUAUUUAUCUCCAUCAUCAACCUUAUCAUGGCUAUCGUUAUCAUGUUAUCGGGAGAGAUGUACGCCGGGUCCUUAGUCAUCCAGCAGUCCUUAGGUUGGGACGUCUAUACCUCCGUCAUCGUCUUGCUUCUCCUCACCGCUGUGUAUACGGUAGCCGGUGGUCUGAAAGCCGUCAUCUACACGGAUGCGAUCCAAGCCGUUGUCAUGAUGAUAGGGGCUUUCAUUCUCAUGGGAAUCGCCUUCGCUGAGAUCGACUGGUCCUUGGAGACUCUACGUCUCCGUUUCAUGUCAGCGAUCCCCAACACUACUCAGGUCUAUGGAAACACGUCGUGCGGGGUGCCCACUGAGGAAACCUGGCACAUCUUCCGUGAUGCCAAGACGUCGGACCUUCCCUGGCCUGGAUCCAUCUUCGGCACCCUUGUCUUAGGGGGCUACUUCUGGUGUACAAACCAGGUGAUUGUUCAGCGUACCCUUGCUGCAAGGAACGUGACUCACAGCAAGGCUGCCUGUAUCAUGACCGGGUACUUCAAGAUCCUUCCCAUGUUCCUAAUGGUCAUCCCUGGUAUGAUCAGCCGAACCCUGUGGCCAGAUGAGAUAGCUUGCGUAGACCCGGAAGUAUGUGAGGCGGCUUGUGGUAAUCCAGCGGGAUGCUCUAACAUCGCUUACCCAAGACUUGUCGUUGAACUUAUGCCUACAGGUCUUCGGGGGUUGAUGCUGGCCACGAUGCUGGCAGCCAUGAUAAGUUCGUUGACCUCCAUCUUCAAUGCGUCCAGUUCGAUGUUCGUCAUCGACAUCUGGUACAAGAUCAGGCCGAGGUCGACUGAGCUCGAACUCGUCAUCGUAGGAAAAUUGGCGACGCUUGUUCUUGUCGCCGUUGGGGUGCUAUGGAUUCCUGUUAUCCAAGCGUAUGGCUCUGGUGAACUCUUUGUCUACAUGCAAGCUAUCCUUUCAUACCUGACACCCGCUGUGUUCUCUGUAUUCACGGCGGCUAUCGCUUGGACGAGAAUCAACGAAACGGGCGCUUUCUGGGGACUCGUUUGCGGUUUCAUCGUGGGUUUUACCCGGUUCAUCCUCGAUUUCGUCUACGGUGUUCCGUCAUGCGGACAAGAAGAUAGUAGACCCGACAUCGUGCGGGACUUCCACUUCCUACACUUUGCCGCCUUCCUCUACGGGUUCACUAUCAUUCUCAUAGUCAUAUUCAGCUUACUCACCGAGCCCAUACCUCAACAAAAGUUGGUACGGCUCACAUUCUGGACGCGAUUCUCAAAUCUGCCAAGACUGCCGAUGUCCGAGGAGAAAGCAGAAGAUGAGAGGAAGAACGAUGUGAUUCGGGCAGAGAAAAAGAAGCAAGCAGCGAUCAGAGCUCAGGAGAGAACGGGCCUGAAGUGGAAGGCGUGGAACAUCCUCUGCGGGAUCAGCGGAGCGCCCACGGACGAGGAGGCCGACGAUGUCGAGGAAGAAGCGCCCGAGCAAGAGAGGAAGGCUACUGCAUUAGAGAAUCCGAAAUGGGCUCGUAUAGCCCUAGUGAACGGGGGAAUUCUGGGGACAGUUUGUGUUUUCAUUCUGGCCUACUUUGGAUAAUAAUGUAACAAAUCAAAUAUAAAGGAUUCUAAAAAGGUCCUCGUGCCUCAGUCGUACCGUCAGACCGACUCCAGACCGACUGAUUUUUAGUCAUUGUAGGCAAGGUAAUAUUUUGUUCGGUCUUUUAUCGGUCUCGUUUUUGUAAGUGCGGUAUUCCUUUCCUAUUCAUGUCCUAUACAAAGAUAACCUUUCAUGGACGGUUUCUUGCUCAAUCACCUUACCUGAACUUAAUUUUUAUUGUAUCAAACAAUGGAUCUUGAUCUAAAACCAUUAUUCGAGACUACAUUACUCAGUGUAAUAUGGAAAUUAUCAGAACUAUGAUUUGCACUUUAUUUGUCAAUAUGUUUGAGUAUUCACGUUUCUUUUCUCCUUUGUGUGUAUUAGUUAAACAACAAGAUGUUGUUAGUUGUUUGACUUUGCACUCUGUAAAUUGAAUUCGCGCAUUUGUUGUGUUUUUGCGGUGUGUUGCAUAUAAGCUACAAGCAUCAUACGCCUAUGAAUAGUUGCUUUGUAUAUAUUUUUUCUUCAAAGAAUUGAACUGAAAAGGGACGUAGUGAAGACAUUCGCUUAGUACUGAUCAGAGUAAACUAUAUUAGUUUUCUGUUCAUUCUAGCGGUUUACUCAGAGUCUGAUGAGUGCAGGACAAUAAGCUUCACUUUUUCUCUCUGCAGUGCCAUUCUUUAAAUCUAUAGUACCAGUCCUUAUUUGUUUUUCUUCACCUGACGUUGUUAAUUUAACGUUCGUUUUCCAGGAUGUGACUGGCGUAGAAAACGUAGAGUAAAACUUCCGUAGGCAUACUUUAAUAUGUUCCUUUUUUGAUAAUUUACAUGGGCGCUUUGUGUUUGUUUUCGUAUCAGUUUUCUGCGAAUUGCUUUGCGGAAUAACUUUGCAUCAUAAACUUUAAAAUUAAUUAUAACACUUGUUAUAGCAGUAAUCAUGUACAAUUAUUAUGUUCCUUUUUUCCAUGUAGAUAGUAUCUGAAUACUAAUCCGGCAGUGAUUGCUCAAAUAGCCCUGUACUAAAGGGGAAGAAUUGUGAAGACGGAAAUUUGUACUGAUUUUGUAUAUAGGCAUAGUAGAACAAAAUUGUUAUACUAAAAUAUUAUAUGAAAUUAACUUGGUAUCAUCUACUACAAUGUAACGUGCACAACGAUUGUCAAUCAAUGUGAUCAUACCUCACGAAGACUGAAUAAAACAGCAGAUUCCUAAGAAAA